This is a messenger RNA of Pectinophora gossypiella (pink bollworm), 1794 nucleotides long. RefSeq lists its product as uncharacterized. Lineage: Eukaryota; Metazoa; Arthropoda; Insecta; Lepidoptera; Gelechiidae. Gene Ontology annotation, cellular component: extracellular matrix. The record is from RefSeq and is a predicted model, not a curated record. The coding region runs from base 16 to 1602 and encodes 528 amino acids. The transcript has 8 exons.
CAGAGAUAAAUCAAAAUGAUCUCCAAAAUCGUAGCCCUGUGCGCGUUGGUGGCGGUGUCCCAGGCGGGCCUCCUGCCCGAGCCCCACUACCAGUCAGCCGUCUCUUCCCAGAGCAUCGUGCGUCACGAUGAGGGUCAGGCCACCAAGCUGGCCUACCAAGCCGCCCCUGUCGCCUACCACGCCGCCCCCGCCGUCUCUUACCACGCUGCCCCUGCUGCCGUGACCUACCACGCCGCCCCUGUUGCUAAGGUCGCCGUCGCCGCCCCCAUCGCCUACCACGCCCCUGCCCCCGUCGCCUACCACGCCGCUCCCGUCGCUAAGGUCCUCGCUCAACCCGAGGAAUACGCCCACCCCAAAUACGAGUACUCUUACUCUGUUGCUGACCACCACACCGGUGACGACAAGUCGCAGCACGAGAUCCGCGACGGUGAUGUUGUGAAGGGCUCCUACUCCUUCCAUGAGGCCGAUGGCUCCAUCAGGACUGUGGAGUACACCGCUGAUGACCACAAUGGCUUCAACGCGGUCGUGCACAACACCGCUCCCAAGGCCGCCCCCGUGGUCGUCAAGGCUGCCCCCGUGGUCCUCAAGGCCGCAGCCCCCGUUCUCUCCUACUACCAUUUACAGAUUGUAGCUCUCUGUGCAUUCGUGGCGGUGUCCCAGGCGGGACUCCUGCCCGAGCCGCACUACCAGUCCGCCGUCUCCUCCCAAAGCAUCGUGCGUCACGAUGAGGGCCACGCCACUAAGCUGAUCGCUGCUGCGCCCGUCGCCAAGCUGGCCUACCAAGCCGCCCCCGUCGCAUACCACGCUGCUCCCGCCGUGGCGUAUCAAGCCGCUCCCAUCGCUUACCAAGCUGCCCCCGCCGUCUCUUACCACGCCGCCCCUGCUGCCGUGACCUACCACGCCACUCCCGUCGCUAAGGUCGCCGUCGCCGCCCCCAUCGCCUACCACGCCCCUGCCCCCGUCGCCUACCACGCCGCUCCCGUCACUAAGGUCCUCGCUCAACCCGAGGAAUACGCUCACCCCAAAUACGAGUACUCUUACUCCGUUGCUGACCACCACACCGGUGACGACAAGUCGCAGCACGAGAUCCGCGACGGUGAUGUCGUGAAGGGCUCUUACUCCUUCCACGAAGCUGAUGGCUCCAUCAGGACUGUGGACUACACCGCCGAUGCCCACAACGGCUUCAACGCGGUCGUGCACAACACCGCCCCCACCGCCGCUCCCGUGGUUGUCAAGGCCGCCCCCGUGGCGUUUCAUGCCGCCCCCGCGUACCACAGCGCCCCCGCUUACCACGCCGCCCCCGCCAUCCACGCCGCCCCCGUCGUCCACGCUGCUCCCAUUGCCCACGCCGCCCCUGCUCAUGAAGAGCACUACGUCGAUGAAUAUGCCCAUCCCAAAUACGGCUACUCUUACUCCGUGGAGGACCCUCAUACCGGAGACCACAAGUCUCAGCAUGAGACCCGUGAUGGCGAUGUCGUGAAGGGAGAAUACUCUUUGCUGCAGCCUGAUGGCUCCUUCCGCAAGGUUACCUACACCGCUGAUCACCACAAUGGUUUCAACGCCGUCGUGCACAACACCCCGCCCGUGAUCCACCAUCAUUAAGAAACCCAAACCAACCUGUGAUAUUAUUAUAUGUGUAGUCUAGUUCUUAUGGUUAAUCCAAUCUAUUAGAUCCUUCUAUGUAAAUAAAACUAUUUUCACUUUUAUUUCUGUCUUUGGCUCCAUUUUCAUCUAAGCUUCUUUCGUCUUCUAGUGCCACCUUUUCUUUCAUUACUUUUUAAAUAAGUCUACCUU